AUGGUCCCACCAGCGCGCUGGAGGGCGCAGGGCGCGCGCAAGGGCGAGCGAGCGGUCGUCCGUGCGCGCUGCGGCCCGACGAGCCUCACAUGCCGCGCGUCCCGAGCGCACAGCCCCUGCCCCGCCGCCCGCUCCGCGGCUCCGCAGCAGCUGCCCAGCUCCCGCAGAGGGCGAUGGGGAGGGCGAGGGCGGGGCGGGGCGCGAGUGGGCGGGGCCGAGGGCGGGGGCGACGCACCGCCUCCGCGAGUGCCCCUGGCGCCCUCGCCGCCCGGGCUAAGUGCAGGGAGCGCGAGUCGGGAGGAGGGCGCGAGGGAGGGAGUCGGAGGGGGCGUGGCUACGGCCCCUUCGGGAAGUGGGCUGGGCUCUCUCCCGCCGCACACCCUCAGGACCUCAUCCCGCGGCUCCGCCGCCGGAGCAGCACCCGCGCCACCCCCCUCACGGCCGUUGGCGGAGCGGCGCUCCUGCCAACCGCUCACUGAGGCUGGGCACCCCGCGCAGGCGCGCUGCCCCGCCGCCGGAAGUGACGGUUCCGGCUCUUGUCACGUGGAGAGGGAACGGGGAGGUGAUUGUGGGGGUUGCGGUAUGAUGACGGGCUCCCGCGUCCCAGGCCUGGGGUCCAGGGCUGGAAGGUUCACGGCAGAUUUGUGGGGCCCAGGCUUCGAGCAGGGACAUGUCCCGGGAACUGGUUCCCUUGCUGGCCAUGCGGCAGCGUCUGUCUUCUCGCCAAGAGUUGGUAUGUCACUCUGGAGGCUUAAAAGUGCCGCCAACUUUACCCCCCGCAAAGGAACUUCCUGCUGCAGUUCUAAGCCAGCGUUCCAGACCUCCCCUGAGACCCUUCUGCCCGUCCACUGAGUGUGGCAGGUGGGAGCAGCUCGGAACUAGAGCGGAUUCCAGUAACCUAACUUCUAAAGCUACCGGGUCGCACUGUGUAACCAACGCUUGUGCUAGUGCUUCACAGAUAAUAUAAUCUAUUGAUUCUUACUUGGGGUCUUUCCUCAGAAAAAUCCUUAUGAAGUGUGACUCGAUAUUAUAUAAAAGCAAUUUUGAUCAUCUGUUUUCAUCUAUGUGAAGAUCAAACACCACCUUAGUGUAUAUUCUAAGCUAAAAUGAAAAUUAUAUUUGUGUACCCAUUUCUUAUACUGUUUGCAUAUUUAUUUUUGUUGAAUAGUCAAAUAAAUUGUUCUUAAAAGAUAAGUAGGUUUUUUUUUUAGCCUUCUAGUUUUUCUUAACUUCAACACUAUACCUUGUUUCUCUUCUCUCUCUUAUCUGCUGUCUGCAGUGGGCCUACUUAUAUGGACAGAUUAAAAACAUUCUCCAUUACCUUGACAACACCCAGUUAAUGUUUACUGAUAAACUGAGUGCAAGUCAGAGCAUCUACAAAAUUCAAAAGGAAUUUCAUUCCUGAGUAAGAACUCUAAUAUAAGAGUAAAAAAAUAUGUACAGCUAAAAGAAAUUCAUGUAUUAACAUUUUAUUAAAAUUCUUGUCAUUUUUAUGUAGAUGAAAUAUAUGUUAAAUCCCCAUGUUGUAUUCUUUUUAUAAUCACAUUAUUGUAAACUCUAAAUGUAAAUUUAAUG
Molecule: messenger RNA, 1575 nt
Organism: Manis pentadactyla (Chinese pangolin)
Lineage: Eukaryota; Metazoa; Chordata; Mammalia; Pholidota; Manidae
Product: elastin-like
Exons: 4
Coding region: 1-852 (283 amino acids)
Source: RefSeq, a predicted model, not a curated record